CCUUCCUGAUAUUUAUAACCUGUGAAGGUAGGAGAAAAUAAUCAUUCUGCUUAGUCAGAGGAGCGACAGGCAAUGGACCCCAAACGUCAGUGUCGGGAACUUAAUGACGGCCGCUUCAUUCCUGUGCUGGGAUUUGGGACCUACGCACCUGAAGAGGUUCCUAAGAGCGAAGCUCUGGAAAUCACCAAAUUUGCUAUAGAUGCUGGGUUCCGCCAUAUUGACUGUGCGUAUUUAUACCAAAAUGAAGAGCAGGUUGGACAGGCCAUCCGAAGCAAGAUUGCAGACGGCACUGUUAAGAGAGAAGACAUAUUCUACACUUCAAAGCUUUGGGCCACUUUCCUCCGACCAGAGUUGGUGCGACCAGCCUUGGAAAAGUCACUGAAAGAUCUUCAACUGGACUAUGUGGACCUCUAUAUUAUUCACUGUCCCGUGGCUAUGAAGCCAGGGGAGGACCCUCUUCCCAAAGAUGAAAAUGGAAAACUAAUAUUUGACACAGUGGAUCUCUGUAGCACGUGGGAGGCCAUGGAGAAGUGCAAGGACGCGGGACUGGCCAAGUCCAUCGGGGUGUCCAACUUUAACCACAAGCAGCUGGAGAAGAUCCUGAACAAGCCAGGGCUCAAGCACAAGCCCGUCUGCAACCAGGUGGAAUGUCACCCUUAUCUCAACCAGAGCAAACUGCUGGAUUUCUGCAAGUCCAAGGACAUUGUUCUGGUCGCCUAUAGUGCUCUGGGAUCCCAAAGAUUAGAAAAUUGGUAAUGAAUCCUAAUGAAGACAAGAAGGAGUUGACCUAAAACU
Vicugna pacos (alpaca) is the source of this 795-nucleotide messenger RNA. The record is from RefSeq and is a predicted model, not a curated record. NCBI's taxonomy places the organism in Eukaryota, Metazoa, Chordata, Mammalia, Artiodactyla, Camelidae.